Messenger RNA from Ctenopharyngodon idella (grass carp), 3250 nucleotides. RefSeq names its product protein shisa-like-2A. NCBI's taxonomy places the organism in Eukaryota, Metazoa, Chordata, Actinopteri, Cypriniformes, Xenocyprididae. Bases 395 to 898 code for a protein of 167 amino acids. The record is from RefSeq and is a predicted model, not a curated record. The transcript is spliced from 3 exons.
UGCACAACACAUAUUGUCACUAUCCACAAUACAAUAUUGUUGCAUUUUUGUAUUGCAAUAUAUUGUGACACAAUAUAUUGUUACACCCCUACUAUCUAUCUAUCUAGUGUGUAGUUAUUACAACAAAACUUAAGAUAAAAUGGAUAAGAGGAUAAGAAAGACAGAAAGUGAGAGUGGACAGAAGAGAGAGAGAGAGAGAGAGAGAGAGAGAGAGAGCAUAAAGAAAGCUCUCAGCGUCUCACGUUCAGAUGCUCGCGCGUCUUUGACAGUCGUCACAUCACUGUUUAUACUCUGACUGGAGUAAGUCUCAGCCGGCUAAUGAAAAUCCAGAGGAUGUGAUAAGGCUCUUCAGACUUUAACAAGUGGCGGGUUGAGGGUUCGAGUCGCGGGCAGCAUGAGCGCGGAUUGCGCGGGAUAUUACAACGCGGAGAACGUGUUUGUCAGCAGCUUCACGUGCCCCAAGCCGGACAGCGACGCGCGCGCGAUAUUCUGCUGCGGGUUCAAUGACGUCAAAUACUGCUGCGACGAUCCCAACAGCUUUUUUCCCUAUGAAUAUGGAUACAUGUGGUGGCUCAGUUUGGGAGCUCUGGUUGGUUUGUCUAUAGCUGCUGUGGUGCUGCUAGCUUUCAUCAUCACUCUCUGUGUGCUCUGCUACCUGUUCAUCGCCACUAAACCCCGAGGGUUGGACAACGGACUGCCUCUACGAGCACCAGGAUCUGGGCCCAGUCCACAGGAGGGUCCGAGCCAAGCCAGCGCGCCAUCGGGACCGCAAGGUUUCCGCAAGCAUUUCCUAAGAGGCAAACUAGACUGUGACAAUCAGCCACCUGAUCCGGACCGGCUGUUCCAGCGCUGCUUCAUGGCUACCGUCACCACCAUCAAUGUAGAGGGACCUUCUUAAAGCCCUGCAGCUGCAAAUAUGAUGUGAGCAACAUUACCCAGGAGUCUUUUCAAUGGGUUUACCCAAUCAUCAUGUGACUGAUUUUUGAACAGUUUUGGUUUGAAGUUUUGGAUGCUAUAGCACAAACUCAAUGAAAUCAAUGACAAAUUGCUUUAAACUUCUUAGGAAAAAAAUCAUUUCAAUUAUCCUCAAACCGUAUGUUUUUCAUCUGCAUCUUUUUUUGAGACGAAACUAAUUAAACCAUUUACUUUCAUCAAGACAUCAGUCUGUAGAUCAGUAACUACAGCUUCAAAGAAAUAAUAAUGCUUUUGGCUUUGUUUGUGAAGCAGUUGUUUUGGAGUCUCCGCAGCUAAACCAAAGACGGAAUUGAACUCAAAGAGUUCCCGAAUCCUGAGAAUUACAACAGGAACAGAACGUUCCCUCUUGGCCUCCGUCCUAAUGGUGUCUUUAAAACAGCUUUGAGUGCAGUUUGAACAAUCUAGGGUUCAUAUCCUGCAAGGGUCAGUAAUUUGCUCUUCUGCUUUCUUUUGCCUGGAACACACUAUGAAUUUGCUUCUUUUUUUUUUUUCUUACUUGUUCAAAGGCACUUUUUUCUUACUUGUUCAGUAAGUCCCAUUACUUGUUUCAAAACCAGUAAGUACAAAUUGUACUUAAUCUCAUUAAAUAUCAUAUACAGUGUUAUCUAACCUAAAGUUAACAUGGACUGAAAUUAGCUAGUAUUAAACACUCCCUAAAAUGGUGGUUUUGGCCUGUCACAACUUUAUUGUCUUCACCUUUUCAGCUGUAUAAAACAAUUAAGUCUAUGCAACAGGGGCCUCGUUUUCAUACACAGGUAAUCUGUUGAACUCAUUUUGAAAUGCACAAUCUUAAUUAUUAAUUCAUUUUAAUUACUGGUAGCCAUGCAUUUAACGGUGUCACACAUUAUGUAUGUACAUCCCUGUUGAUGCUGAUUCUAGCUUGGAUAGCCUACAAGUUCUCCCUGGCAAGCUCGAGUGCAAAAAAAAAAAAGACCAUUUCUGUCCGAGCGAUAUUUUGGAAAAAAUAUUAGACCAUUCACAGCAUUUGAUAGCAAUCAUAAACGUUAGCCUGGUGUGUAUGGCUAAAGAUUAACAUGACGGCACAUGCUAGUCGAUGAGUUGAAUCAACUCCAUAGCAACUACAUAAAUUUAUCCACUAACCAUUCAGAAACGUCCAGAUGCAUUUUAAAAGUUGUAACUUCUUCCUGAGUCUCUCCAUCAGUGUCGACUCCGGUUUGAACAAUGUAAGGCUGAACACCGUUACUGACAAUCCUCAUUUUGGCUGCGUGAGAUUCUCCAGCUUUGUUGUUGUUGAGCAACCGAAGCGUGAGCUGUUAAAGCUCCACCCUCUUCUGGAAAGGGGGCCAGGAGCAGCAGCUCAUUUGCAUUUAAAGGGACACACACAAAAACGGUGUGUUUUUGCUCACACCCAAUUAGGGGCAAAUUUGACAAGCUAUAAUAAAUGAUCUGUGGGGUAUUUUGAGCUGAAACUUCACAGACACAUUCUGGGGACACCAGAGACUUAUUUUACAUCUUGUGAAAAGGCGCAUAAUAGGUCCCCUUUAAAAUUGUGGCAUCCAGGAAGUGACAUCAUUGAGACAAUUUUUUUUACAGCAUGACUAAAAGAUAAGUAAAUCAAUUAAUUCCAUUUUCCCAAUUUUAAAACAAAUUGUAGUGUUGAGCUGAAAUAUUCAAUCAUGUUACCAAAGUUAUAUAAAAAAAAAAAAAGAUUAAACAACACUUUUUUUUUUCCUAAGAUUUUUUUUAUUUAUCAAUUUAUCAAAUCAAAACAGAAUUAAGUGGUCCAAAAGCUAGUCCCUACUAAGUGAUGUUUACAUUUUUAUUUUUAUUCCUUUAUUUUAUACGUUUUAUACUAUAUUUAUUUAGUUAGUUUAUUAUUGUAAUUUAUUUUUUUAUGUUUUCAUUAUUAAUUUAUUUUGUUUAUUCUCUCUCUCUCUCUCUCUCUAUAAAAUUUUGGUCACACUUUAGUUUAGGGUCCAAUUCUCAUCUAUUAACUACAACAUUUGCCUUCAACUCCUAAUUACUGCUUAUUAAUAGUUAAGUAAGGUUGUUAGGUUUACGUAUUGGGUAGGAUUAAGGGAUGUAGAAUAUGAUCAUGCAGAAUAAGGCAUUAAUAUGUGCUUUAUAAGUACUAAUAAACAGCCAGUAUCCUAGUAAUAUGCAUGAUAAGCAACUAGUUAAUAGUGAGAAUUAAACCCUAAACUAAAGUUUUACCAACAUUUUUUUAUUUAUUUUAAAAACAAACUGACACAUCAGGGUUUUAAACUAUUUUCAUAACAGGGUUGCAAAAAUUGCAAACAUUUAAAAUAAGGUG